AUGGUUGGGCUGAAGAAAUCAAAAACUCCGAAAACAACAACCCAAACUGGACCUAAAAAGUCGAAGGAACCGAAAACUGGGAGCAUGCCCAAGUCCACUCCAUCGAAAAGCGAAAAAUCGAAUUCUCCCAAAAAGAGAAACUGGAAAAAAUUGAUUCUUUACGGAACCCCCAUUCUCCUCAUUCUCGCUUUGGUUGCUGCUCUGAUUGUUGUCUUGCUAUUGGGAAAAUUUGGAGGAGUCGAAGUUUGCGAAACUAAAGAAUGCAUCAUGUUGGCUAAUCAUUUGCACAACUGGAAAGACGAUUCUGUAGAUCCUUGUCAAGAUUUCUUCAAAUAUUCCUGCGGCAAGUACUUUGAGCACAAUGACGCGGAAGAUCAAAUGACAAAGAAAAAUUAUAUAUUAUUUGGAUUGAUUAGAGAGUUUAUUAAGAAAAACAAACCCACCAGUUCGAAAACCGAGAAAUUGAUGGCCCAUUUAUAUAAGAAGUGUGAAGACACCAAAGAUGGCAACCUCAAAGAUCAGAUCGAAAAGGAGAGGAUCGAAGACAUCAAACGAGAAGCCAUGAAAAUUGGUUGGCCUUUGGCAGAUCCAAACUGGGAUGAAAGCAGUUUCGACUUGGCUGAUUUGCUCAACAAAAUCAAAUCAAGCAUUGGUGGAGAAAGAAACGAAAUCAGCUAUGGAAUAUUCAAAUUCAUUAUUCCUGCUGCUCCGAAAGUGUUUAUCGAUGCGACUAGUGAAUACUUCAAUAAUACCGAAGACGUAAAAAAUACCUUAUCAUUGGUUUUGGGAUCAGCCGCGUUUCGGGAUCAGUCACAACUGGAUGAUAGAGUGAAAGAAAUUAUUGAUUUCAGUCACGCACUGCAAGAUAUUGUUAAGUCUACACCUCAACCAGAGAAUCUAGAUGAAAUCAUGUUUAACAACUUCAAACAAUUGAAUGCUGUUCUUCCUGUCUUUGAUUAUUUGAUCAAGUCACUUCUAACAAAAGGACCAAGAAGUUGGGGAAAAGUCAAAAAUAAAAUAUACGGAUGGAACAGCUUUCUUUCAAAAGUCCGAAGAAUCAGUGAGCUUGUUUAUAAGGACAAAAGAAUAACUGCAAACUACUUGGUUUACAAAUAUGUUUCAAACUCUCUAAGGUUCAAACCUACAACUGAUACAAAAUGUGAAAGGAUAGUUGCUCACUUCCUCCCACUUCCUUCUCUUAGAGUUUUUAUUCGAAAUCAUUUUGACAAGGGUGCUUUGAAGGAUGUAGAUAGACUGGUGGAGGAUAUCAGAUCUAGCUUUAUCGAAAUGCUCGAAAAGUCUGAAUGGAUUCAUGAGAAGACAAGAAGUGCUGCAAUUCGGAAAGCAAAAGCCAUGAAAAAGACGAUUUCGUAUCCAGACGAAUUGGAGCAACCAGGAGCGUUGGACAAACAUUACAGUAUUCAAUUAGAUCCAUCCGAUUCGUUUUAUUUAACCAUGAGAAAAAUCGACCUGGCAUCAAUGAAACUUAUGAUGGAUUAUGUCUCUUCGGAUUUUCCAAUGGGUCCACAUUUCUUUCUGACGACUAAUGCUGUGUACGCUCCACUUGGCAAUUCAAUCAAUGUCUUUGCUCCGAUGAUGGACGAUCCUUUAUUCCAUACGAGUUUCCCGAACUACGCAAAAAUUGCUGGUAUCGGUUUCAUAAUUGGGCAUGAAAUUGGUCAUGGAUAUGAUAUCAACGGAAUAAAUUUUGACGAAAAUGGAAAUUUGAAAACGUGGUUUGAUGGGGCAGAUCAAAGGGAGUAUGAGAAGAAAGCAGCGUGUCUUACCAAUCAGUAUAAUAACUACGAUGAUCCUAGUUUUGGAAAGACAUUGAACGGCACUCUCACUGUUGGAGAAAUGAUGGCUGACGAAAUCGGGCAGGAUGUUGCUUGGAGAACAUUCAAAAAAUUGGAUUUGUCACAGGAAUUGGUGCGCUCCGCGAUCAUCGUUACCACUUGCAAAGCAGUUGGAUGA
Messenger RNA from Caenorhabditis briggsae, 1974 nucleotides. Lineage: Eukaryota; Metazoa; Nematoda; Chromadorea; Rhabditida; Rhabditidae. The record is from RefSeq and is a predicted model, not a curated record. The transcript is spliced from 11 exons. Bases 1 to 1974 code for a protein of 657 amino acids. Gene Ontology annotation, molecular function: metalloendopeptidase activity. Gene Ontology annotation, biological process: protein processing. Gene Ontology annotation, cellular component: plasma membrane.